Xiphophorus hellerii (green swordtail) is the source of this 2679-nucleotide messenger RNA. It is a transcript of the gene prrc1, whose product is annotated as proline-rich coiled-coil 1. Gene Ontology annotation, cellular component: cytoplasm. The coding region runs from base 1068 to 1688 and encodes 206 amino acids. The transcript has 6 exons. Gene Ontology annotation, biological process: activation of protein kinase A activity. The record is from RefSeq and is a predicted model, not a curated record. Lineage: Eukaryota; Metazoa; Chordata; Actinopteri; Cyprinodontiformes; Poeciliidae. Gene Ontology annotation, molecular function: protein kinase A regulatory subunit binding.
UGGGGUUUAGGAUUUUUUAUUUUUAGUGCAUCAAGAACCUCUGAAACUACUCUGAUGUUACUUUUUUAAAAUUAAUUAUGAUGCAUUAAAAUGUCAUGGCUAAACUCAAAAUUUAGCCAUGACACUAAAUUUAAGGUUUUUUGUACUCUGUAAGCCAUCAUUAUUACAAAAAUAAAUGCUUGAAAUGGUUCACUCUGUGAUGACUAUAUACUGUAAUUUGAGUUUAACUUUAUAAAAAUAGAACAUUUUUCACAAUAUUCCACUUUUUGAGAUGCAAAUGUAAAUGAAAUUCAUUCCUUAAAUGAAAGGUGCGUACUGGGUUGCUCUGUUGAACAAGGCUCUCAUUGGCCUAGUUCCUAUUUAUUUAUGCAAUUUCUGUCAGUGAACCGAAAGCCUUUAUGCCUGACGCUCUGACAGUUGUAUCAGUUGUAUUCCUCGUGUGAAAAUAGCAAAAAGAUGAAAACUUUCCACUUCUCUGCCCUCUCUAUACUUAAAAAGCCUUACAAUCUCAACUGAAACUGUCAGAACUUCAUUCAGUGCUUUCCACCAACAAUGGAAAUCCUAACAUCAUGUUAGCCUAUGUUUUAAAUCUUAACUUCUUUAUACAUUUUAGAUUGCUUCUGUAAUGACCACCCUCACUUUUUUGCACUAUUUCUAUUUUUUUGUUAUGGUUCCUUUGGCUUGUCCACUAAGUGUACUACCGCCUCUUGGCCAACACAUGCUUGUGGUCUUGAACUCAAUAGGUUUUUACCUUGUUAAAUAAAGACUUAUUAAAAAUAAAUAUAUCUCUUACAUAGGUAGAUUUUAACUUUUCUAAUUGUCUUUCUUAAUUGAAUGUCUGCUGUUUUAUUUGUCUAGGUGUUGUUUCUAACACCAUAUAUAAGCAUUCAGCAGUGACAGGAGGACUAAAUACUGGAUCUCCAAUUACUUUCCCAGAGGAGGAUGAGGACCCUAGAGUGUCUGAAGACACCACUUCCCCAAAAGGGAUCUGGGGUUUUUUAAAGGGAGUAGCAGGUAAUCCUGUGGUAAGGAACGUCCUAAAUAAAACCAAACACUCAGUAGAGUCCAUGAUCACUACUCUGGACCCUGGCAUGGCACCAUACAUCAAGUCAGGUGGAGACAUUGACAUUGUAGUGGCUUCUGAUAAGGACAUGAGCGUGCAAGCUGUAAGAGAGGCCUUCCAGGAGGUUUUUGGGAUUGCAACGGUCACUGGAGAGCCAAGUCAGUCCAACAUUGCCCCUCAACCAGUGGGUUAUGCAGCUGGAGCUAAGGGGGCCCAAGAACGCAUUGAUGGCUUGCGUCGAGCUGGUGUGAUUCAUGAGAAGCAGCCUGUAGUCGCUUUGGAAAACUUCAUAGCUGAACUUUUUCCAGAGAAGUGGUUUGACAUUGGCUGUUUAAUCUUGGAAGACCCUGGUCAUGGCAUCUGUGUGGAGGUCUUCACACAAGCAACUCCUCUGACACUGGAUCACAUUCAGCAGGCUCAUUCCCUUACACCGCCUGACUACAGCCUGCGUUGGUCCGGCCUGGUCGUUACAGUGGGAGAGAUUUUGGAGCGCAGUCUGCCGAACAUCAGCAGAACAGAUUGGCACAAGUCUGUAACAGGAUUAAGCCAACAUCAUAUAAUCCAAUGUGCAGCCAAAGUUCUUGCUGGACUUUACAAACAGCAGCUGCUUCCCUGGACUGAGUGAGGCUGACUGGUAACAGAUUCCAUAGGGACACAGAAACGGCCAUGAAAGCUACUUUUGGAUUAGAUGUAUCCAUUUGUGCCCACUGAGUUUUCUAAGUGUGUUUUUAAAUGCCUGCAAGAUUUCAACAAAGUCUUGUUUUUCUGUAUUGUGUUAUGAAAAGGUUCCCACUAUAUUCUGACAGUGUAUUAAUUUCUUUACUCAUUAAUGCAUGUCAUUGGCCGACUUUCCUGUGGUAGCACAGAAAGUAUUGCAGAGUGCAAUGCUGGGUCUGUCUUGUAUUUUCAAGGCAUAGCCCCUUACAAAACAAUUUUCAAAUGUAAAUACAAAGUUGAAUUUCUCCUACAGUGGUUUUCAUAAAGUUGUUGAAUGGAAAAUAAAUCUGCUUUUUUUCUGCAGGCUGCAGGAUUUCUUUUUUUGUUUUUCUGCAAUGUAGAUUUAACAGAUGCACAGUCUUAUCAAAUUAUUCUCUAAGCAUUGCAACAUUGAAAUUCAUACAUUGUAAUAUGCUGUGAUUUGGUAAAUGUAUGAGCACAAAAAUACAUGCAGAAGUUAAAAUUGGAAAGUUGAUUCUGGGGCUUCUGGUAUACUUAUACUACACCAUGGUUCUUAAGUGUAGUAUAAGGCCAGGAAUUAUCUACUCUGUUCAACUUUGAUGCAACAAUAUAUAUAUUUUUUUUGUCAUCAUGCAAAGUCCAGGCUGAUGAAACUUACCAAGGCCCUACCUAAGUCAUGAGAUAGGCCAUUCAAAAUUCUUGGUGCCAAAGACAUCACUUGCAUUCCUUAAUUUUUUAUUUUAUCUCUUUCCAGCAGAAUGUUUAUUUAAAAAGAUAAACCAAAAGCCUUACAACUGUUUUUAAAUCCUUCUUUAUCUUAAUGUGCAGAUUUGAAGAGUUGUUGAAAACAAAGUAUAUUUUAAAAAUUUGACUCAUGUAUGCAUUGUAUUAAUGUACAUUAGCAUAUUCCUCUCCAGCAUUAAAAAUUAAUGGUUGAG